Cadophora gregata is the source of this 261-nucleotide messenger RNA. RefSeq lists its product as uncharacterized. Bases 1 to 261 code for a protein of 86 amino acids. The record is from RefSeq and is a predicted model, not a curated record. The transcript has 2 exons. NCBI's taxonomy places the organism in Eukaryota, Fungi, Ascomycota, Leotiomycetes, Helotiales, Ploettnerulaceae.
AUGUCUCAUUCGUUGGCAAAUAAUUUCAAUAAUGAGAAGCCUAUUGCGGACUGUGUUGGACAGAUUGAGCUCCUGAGUCUCACGAGUCUCCGAAGUCCCCAAACUCCCGAUUACGUCAAUAACACUUAUCUACUGAACCGGUAUUUACCGGAAGGAUUCAACACCGACCAGCGAAAGCUCCUUUUGCAAAAACUCGACGUCGUCAUCAAAAAGGAAAGCCCAGAAGGUCAGAAGGACACCGAGUUCGAUCCGGUCUUCUGA